Anopheles nili is the source of this 1305-nucleotide messenger RNA. RefSeq lists its product as uncharacterized. NCBI's taxonomy places the organism in Eukaryota, Metazoa, Arthropoda, Insecta, Diptera, Culicidae. The coding region runs from base 1 to 1305 and encodes 434 amino acids. The record is from RefSeq and is a predicted model, not a curated record. The transcript has 9 exons.
AUGGAUUGGACAGCGAAUGAUAAGAUUGACCAGUACUACAACUAUACUUGCCUAAGUGAACGCAAUCUUGAAUUAGCCCGUUUAAAAACGUUGUACGAAAAGGCAUGUCAUGCAGAGCAUUUUUCCAGCGUUGAAAAGGGUUUGCUUGAUCUGUAUGAAACACUUAAACGGAAAAUCACGAUCAAUGAAUCGAACAUUCGUAAUGUUAUACAGGAAGAUUGGUUUUUGGAAAUUCCUAGCGACUACAUGCAGAAAUUACUUACGGAUCUUGAUGAUUUGAACAUUGCAAAACGUAAAUCAUUAGAUAUGUUAGUACUGAAGGUGAAUUCGUUGCGCGAGAAGUAUCACACUUUAUUGUUACAAGUGUUUGGUUACAGAAUUCAAGUAGACACACAUGAUCCAAGAGCAACUGAAGAAAAGGUUAAAACUAGGUUAGCUGCAUUGAAUUUAAGUCGUUGUGAAGCUUCGAUAAGAAAUGCACGAAACAUUCAAAAUUACUAUCAUCGUAUAGCAACAUUUAUGUUCAAGGAUAAUCUGUACAAUGAUCGAAAUUUGGAAGCAUUAAAACAAGCUAUUAAGGAGCAGAAGAUGUUUAUACAAAAAAUCACCGUAAUUGGACGAUCAGUAAUUGAUAAAGUAGUAUCUUUGAAUACCGAUCUCAAAAAAUCAACCAUAGGUUUUAGCAUGAACCGAGCUCACAAUAUGAAGUCGCUUAUGUAUCACAAAGCUAUUUUAACAAACGAAAAGACAGCGAUAACCAACGCCAGCAUGAGCGAGGUUGAUUCAAAAAGAUGGCCUUCGCGUUACGAUGCUAUUACACCAAGUAUGGAAGUAUUGCAAAAAGAAAAGGAAAGAUUGCACAAUACGGUUGAGAAUUUAAAACAUUCAUCGCUAAUUGCGUGGGAGGCCCGAGUGCUUGCUGAGAUGGAUUCUAAGACGAAUAAAAUACUAGAGCUGGAAGAGGAUAUCUAUGAGAAGGAAAGAGAUUUUAAACAGCUCGAUGCCACUAUUGAAAAUACGAAAUAUUUCGUUCAAGGUGGUUGUACGUUAGAGUCAUCAAGUUUAAAAUCCAAGCAAGAAAAUGUAGCCUGUGGGUUAGAAGAGGAUAAACAGAUGCAAACAAAUUUGAAGGCAUCGCUGGCGCGCUUGAAAUCCUUCAAUAUGAAAUUGGAUGAAUUUUUUAAAUACAUUCAUCAAAUUCUUGAACGCAACAAAAGUGAAUCCUCGUCGGAUGUACCAGAGCAGGAUAAAACAGAAAGGGAAAUUUUAAUAACGGCAUUAUUAAGAUUGUUCAAACCCGAAUGA